Molecule: messenger RNA, 375 nt
Organism: Parascedosporium putredinis
Lineage: Eukaryota; Fungi; Ascomycota; Sordariomycetes; Microascales; Microascaceae
Source: the annotation of a GenBank genome assembly
AUGAUCGCUUCCUACGGUCGCGGCGGCGCGGGCAACAUGUCCAACAACCCCGUUUCUCCCCUCUCCUACAAAGACCUCCAGACGCCAACCCUCAAGACCUCGGUUUACACCACCGGCCGUGGUGGCUCCGGAAACAUGGCCUCCAACAACGACCCCAAGGAGGCUCGUCUUCGUCAAGACGUUGAACCUGUUGUCCGUCGACCAAGCGCCGGCGCCGUGUACGCUGGUCGUGGUGGUGCUGGUAACAUCUUCCACAACGACGAGCUGACGCGAAGCAAGUCCGCCGAGUACGCCGUGGACGACACCUCUUCUGGCAAGAGCGUCAAGAGCCUUGAUCUCUCAUUCGCCAACAAGUGGCUUCGUAGCAGGAAGUAA